GAACGAUAAGCUUAUGUGUUUGAUGGAUGUGUAUGUUUGUAUGCCCUGGUUCACGACUGAAACUUAACGCGAUCACAGAUAAAAGGAUGCAGAAUCAAGAGGACUCCCUUCGUUACAGCCCAUACUUCACAAAAAAAUCAGGAGUUUAUGAUGAAGCUAAAGAAACAAAUGGUUUGAAAGACGAAGGCAAAAGCGCCGGGAAAAGUCCAAAAAAGCCAAGACGUCCAGUCAAAAGAUUUGGAGAAAUGUCUGAAGAAGAUGUGUUGAAACUAAAGCUUCCAGAACAUCUUGACUAUAAUCUGGAUAUUCUGUUUGUUGGAAUAAAUCCAGGAUUGAUGGCGGCCUACAAGGGACACCACUAUGCGGGAGCAAAUAAUCACUUCUGGCCUUGUUUAUAUGAAUCAGGACUGGUUCCUGAGAGGCUGACGUACCUGGAUGAUGUAAGAUGUCCAUCAUAUGGAAUAGGAUUAACAAACAUGGUGGAGCGAACAACAAGAGGAAGUGCUGACCUUUCCAGACAGGAAAUGAGAGAUGGUAAAGAUGGGCUCAUACGGAAAGUGGAGCUGUACAAACCAUUGAUAGUCUGUUUUAAUGGAAAAGGUUGGUACAUCAAUGGCAGUAAAGAAGGCAAUCUCUGCAUGGAACUCCUUCAUCUGUUCAAGAGUCUUGGUGUAAGCUUUUAGGAAUUAUCUGUGUUAAAAAGUUAGUUCUGGACCCAGUUGUUUGAAGGCCAAUUGGCACUAACCCAAGGUUUAAUUUCAUCUUCAUUUCUUUAUUUCUUUGUUCUAAAGCCUUUUUCUGGGAUAAUUUUCUCCAUUAUUUUUAGAGCAUCCAGUCUUCAAAUUGUAUGCAAAAAGAGUUACUGGUAUACUGAAUUUCUCUUAAAGCUUUGUUAUCUGAAAUUAUGAUUCACGCUAACCCUAGGUUAUCUUAACCCAGCUUUGAACAAACCUGCCUUGUAGAAAAUGGAUAGGCAGUGUUUGAAACUGAGGAAAAAGUGGGCUGUCUUUAGUGGAUAGGUAGGCAAUUCCAAGAACUUUACUUAAUUUGAUUUAUUUUUCUACAUUCCUUCAGUUAUAUAUGAGUUAUUUUCUGGAUCCAAGUGUACAGUUGGUCAACAAAAAGAUCCUAUACCAGGAACCAAUACAGUCGUGUAUGUGAUGCCUUCCACAUCUGGUAGAACACAAACAUAUCCUCGGGCCAGUGACAAAGUUCCCUUUUUCUUGGAGC
Pocillopora damicornis (cauliflower coral) is the source of this 1230-nucleotide messenger RNA. RefSeq names its product G/T mismatch-specific thymine DNA glycosylase. NCBI's taxonomy places the organism in Eukaryota, Metazoa, Cnidaria, Anthozoa, Scleractinia, Pocilloporidae. Gene Ontology annotation, molecular function: pyrimidine-specific mismatch base pair DNA N-glycosylase activity; uracil DNA N-glycosylase activity. Gene Ontology annotation, biological process: base-excision repair, AP site formation. The record is from RefSeq and is a predicted model, not a curated record. Gene Ontology annotation, cellular component: nucleus.